AUGGCAUGCUCCGCGCGUGCGCUGGAGUUCGCACAUCGGCGCCUUGCUUCUCUGACUGUGCUCAGUGGUCUGGAAGCUGCGGAAAUAUACGACAGGACAUUGGAGCGCGUCCGUCAUGCUGUCCUGUUGGUGCAUAGCUUCGUCUCUCGAGAUCGGGCUUUGGAUCUUAUGCCUUUUCUGGACUUAUUGACUAGUCUGCAAGUGGGAUCGUUCGAGCCAGUCGGCACGGGCACCAUUGCUCAACAAGGAUCUUCUCUUGAGAAUGCUGGUCCGGGCAUGGAUGCUGAGGUGAGCGUCAUCUUGGCCUCUAAGGUACAGAUUGCAUUGAUCCUGCCCACUUUUGAUUGUCCGGAGAAUCAUGCUGUGGCCACCCUCACUCGGAUCUUGAAGGACCUGGGCGAGGACAGGGUCUUUUUGAGUGCUGCUGGGUACGUUUUCUGUUUGGCGGAUGUUCAAAGUGCAUGGCAGCGCCUUCUGGAUGUAGGGGUCCAGCGAUGGCAAUUAGAGCUCCUGGUUUCGGGGUCGCGACAAGGCGAACUUCUGAUGCCUCAGUGGCGGGCGGACCAGCCUCCGGUGCGGAAGCGCCGGAGAGCAUCCUUGGCGGAUGCUCUUACGGCCGGGGAGCCGUCGGAACGUGCUAAGGCGUUGGAAGAAUUGGAUCGGGAAGUCCUGGCCAAGACGACGAUCGGACCCUAUGAAAGUCGCAUCUUGACAUGGCGGCAGAUUUGUGCCAAGUGGGAGCUGCCGGCCUUCCCAUUGGAUGAACGAAAUGUUAGAGCAGUGGGAGCGUCGCUGAAACGGGGGCGGUAUAGGUCCUCGGAGCAGUACUUCUCGGCGGCAGCAUCGCACCAGGUGAGGCGCAUGCACACCGUUGUCCCGGGACACAUUAAGGCAAUGAUCAGGGACUGCGUACGGUCCGUGCGCAGGGGCCUAGGGCCCUCUUCAUUGAAGGAUUCCUUUGAUCUCUGGUCUUUGGCUUCGGCCGUUGUGGAGGGCUCGGAGUUUCGGGCCUUCUCGUGGAGCGAUCUUCCUGCCGCGAUUGAUGCCCUGAUUGUGGCCUCAUACUUUUGUAUGAGGGAAAUCGAAAUGGCUUCGGCCAGUUCGUCGCACUUAUACUUCCAAAACAAUCAGCUUCAGAUCCUGCUCCCUGCCCACAAAACCUCUUCGCAGGGCGAAUUGACCAGUCGAGCAUUGUUUUGCGGGUGUGCAGUCAGGAGCCAACCACUUUGUCCAUAUCAUGCUGGUGCGCGUCAUCUGCAACGCUUGGAAAUUCUGCAGGCUAUGUUAGAUUGCAAGGCACUCCCCUUGUUUCCACAGGACGAUGGGACAGCACUUUCCAAGGCCGAUAUGAUCAUGACCAUCCGCGAGACCUUGAAGCGGGCCGGGGUGCAGACUACUCGUCCAGACGAGGCGGGGAUCCAAGUUGAGCGAUUUGGGGGGCACGUCCUCCGCGUCGCGGGCACGCAACAUCUUUUCUUGCUCGGGCUCCGCUUUGAUAUGAUCCAGCUACAUGGCAGGUGGUCCUCAUUAGCAGUGCAGAAGUAUUUGCAGGAAGCUCCAUUGUUGCUGGUACCGGGUGCGGUUUCCAGAGCAUUGUCAUCGGGCGAGGUGGCUCAUCGCCCGCGUGAGGGCCCCCAGGGCCUGCUGGCGAGCACGCCCAGUCAGCCUGUGAUCGCAGCUACUUCGGACGGUUCGGCGGCACAGCCGGUCGCGGAGUCUUGUUUGCCAGACCGGCGAGCGGCCGAGAUAGAGGCGAUGCGCUUGCAGUUUUCAGACUUCACUUCGAGGACGCAGGACGCUGCGGAAACUUUGGUUGUGAACACAAGGACGAGCGCAGCCAGGCCAGAGUGGCCACGGUGCAAGCGCUGCUUCCCUCGCGAUAAAGGGGAUUUUCAGGCGGCGGUUGAGGUCGCCGAAAGAGUGAACAGUGCGCUGGGGGACCUUGGCCUUCCGACGACUUCUCCAUUGCACUUGCCGGGCAUCAUGAUUGUGGCUGGGGAUCAGGCGCUGGCGACGCUGCGUGUGGGCGGCGCUGCUCUGGAUCACAGGUGGCCCCCGGAGGGCGAGUUCGCGGUACAGCGAGCCACAGAGCUUCGCACAGGGCAACACUUCAUGUCACCGCAAGUUUUCGGGCUGGCGCUUAGCCUGUGGGGUUCGGGGUCCAGCAUGGAUCUACAGACCAUCGCUGACAAAGCAGGAGCGGGGGAUGACAUACGCAGAUACCUCGCGUUGCGCGGGAUCACCUCUGCAGGAACCCUGUCUAUGAUAGCAACAGGCGAAGCGGAGUAUCGUGAUGUGGUGAUUGCGCCACUGCUUGCAGGCUUCGGAGUGGGAGCCGAUCGGAUCGCGCUAGAUGCCGCUGAUAGGCCCAUAGCAUCUGCAAUACUCCUGUACAUGAGGAAAUUAUCCAUCGAUGCCACAUCGCCGACCACCUCUCCUCCCACGACGGGAGCGCCAUCAGGGACGGCCUCACCUGGUGCAAUCGGCACUGGGACUGCUGCUAAGGAUGCGGAUAAGGUUCCGCGCACGUUGCCGGCAGGGGUGUGGACAGAACAGAUCCGCAAAUAUGAGGCGGUUCAGAUCCAUGGCAGGAAUCGUGUGUUCCCGCAACAGAAGCUGCUGGGCGCUGAGUCUUCAUUGGCUAAGCUGUGGCAUCAACUGAAGGUCUCCGGGGACUUUACACCUUUGCCUUUGGGAGAGCUGAUGAGUAGGCGUUCCUUUGAUGCGACAGGAGCAGUGAAUUCAUUGUCCAAAAGGAAGAUCAGCCGGGAGCUGGUUGUCGAUGUCGACCGUGACCGCUUGGUGGCUGAGGAUGCCGAGGACUCGUGGGAGCCGCGGUCCAUGUUAGCCGUGAUCGAUGCCCUGGAAGCCCUGCGUUGGGCUUUCAUCCUGCUGGAGUACGGCCACGAGUUCGACAUCAAUGCUUUGUUCGACGACUUCAUCCACAAGGCCCGUCAGCGCCCUCAGCAGUUGGACGGUUUUCGAUCAUACUAUGAGUCAGCCUCCUGGAAGCUUUGUCGGGAGAUGAGGGCAGGCCGCACUUUUUCAGAAGCCGUCACCACGGUGCGUGAGGAUCUGCACUUGUAUCAGGAGGUUAUGAGUCGCCCUGUUCAGACCGGGGGCAAGCAGCAGACGAGCCCUGGGAAUCCCAACAAGAAGCGCAAGCCUCAUGAGGACAGUCCUCGCAAAGAGGAUGAUCGCCGGAAGCGACAGGCCUGGGAGGGUCAACAACAACAGUCGCAGCAGUGGGCGGCAAAGCAGAAUCAGGAUUGGCGCAAGUGGCGGAAGCCACAGGCUUAG
Messenger RNA from Symbiodinium sp. CCMP2592, 3300 nucleotides. The record is from the annotation of a GenBank genome assembly. Lineage: Eukaryota; Dinophyceae; Suessiales; Symbiodiniaceae.